Molecule: messenger RNA, 1377 nt
Organism: Hypomesus transpacificus
Lineage: Eukaryota; Metazoa; Chordata; Actinopteri; Osmeriformes; Osmeridae
Product: DNA-(apurinic or apyrimidinic site) endonuclease 2-like
Exons: 3
Coding region: 1-1377 (458 amino acids)
Biological process (GO): base-excision repair
Cellular component (GO): nucleus
Molecular function (GO): double-stranded DNA 3'-5' DNA exonuclease activity; DNA-(apurinic or apyrimidinic site) endonuclease activity; phosphoric diester hydrolase activity
Source: RefSeq, a predicted model, not a curated record
AUGCAUGCUUUCUUGCAUCGAUGUAGGUUUGAAAACCAGCCUCAGACACUUACAGUUGUCAAUGUAUACUGCCCACGGGCAGACCCAGAGAAGCCAGAGCGGAAGCAGUUCAAACUGCAGUUCUACAAGCUGCUCCAGCAUCGGGCAGAGGCCAUUCUGAAGGCUGGAAGCCAUGUGAUCGUGUUGGGGGAUGUGAAUACUUCUCACCGGCCUGUCGAUCACUGUAACCCUGAUGACAUCAAUGAUUUUGAAGGUAAUCCGGGUAGAAAGUGGCUGAAUGGCUUCCUCCUUAAUGAUGGUGAGGAAAAUGAUGUUGAGGGUGAUGACAAUUCUUGCGACAAACAAACUGGAAAGUUUGUGGAUACGUUCCGUCAUUUCCACCCCAAGCGCACCAAUGCCUUUACAUGUUGGUCCACUCUCACUGGAGCACGGCAGACCAACUAUGGCACACGCAUUGACUACAUCUUUGCAGACUCCCUGUUGGUCAAGGGCCAGUUUGUGGCUGCAGACAUCAUGCCAGAGGUGGAGGGGUCAGAUCACUGCCCUGUGUGGGCACAUCUCAGCUGCUCCCUCCUGCCAAGCUCCAAGCUCCCUCCCCUCUGCACCCACCACCUGCCUGAGUUUGCUGGCAAGCAGCAGAAACUGUCCCGCUUUCUGGUCAAAGUAGAAAAGCAGGCUGCCAAGGAAGCUUCCAGAGAUCAAGCACCACUGCCCAGCUCUCAAGAGGCAGGAGAGACCCAGGAGAACCUGAUUCCUCAAGGGUCUGUGAACAGCCGUGGGUUGAAACGAACUCUGACAGAAGAGUCUGGACUUUCCAAGGGGAAAAAGAGUAAGACAGUGAAGGCUCCCUUAAAGGCUCCCUCAAAACCUCAGGGCAGCCUGCUUGCCUUUUUCAAGCCCAAAUCCACCCAGGUGGUCCCACCCAUGCAGGCCUCUGUGAGCCAGUGUAUCAAGAAUUCUGAGAAAACUGAGGUCAGAGAAGGACAAGUUACAGGGCCAGAUGGACCCUCGGUCAACACCAUGGAUCCUGAAGGUGCUCAAUCUGUCUGUUUGGGUAAAAGAGAUCCACCCCCCUGCAGCACCCCACAGGACACUGUUGAUGGUCAGAAGCAGGGGCCGGACAAGCCCCUGACCUCAGCCUCAACAGUAGAACCAUGUGUAAAGGGGGCUCCACUAGGCUUUUGGAAGACAGUUCUGCAUGGCCCCCCCCAACCUCCACCCUGCAAGACUCACAGGGAACCCUGCGUGCUCCGCACCGUCAAGAAGGCAGGACCAAACAUGGGCAGGCAGUUCUUCGUGUGUGCCCGACCUCAGGGACACACCUCUAACCAAGAGGCUCGCUGUAACUUCUUUGCAUGGGUGGACAAAGGAAAAUAG